Anopheles gambiae (African malaria mosquito) is the source of this 1987-nucleotide messenger RNA. RefSeq names its product acidic mammalian chitinase. Bases 236 to 1768 code for a protein of 510 amino acids. The transcript has 3 exons. The record is from RefSeq and is a predicted model, not a curated record. Gene Ontology annotation, biological process: chitin catabolic process; carbohydrate metabolic process. Gene Ontology annotation, molecular function: chitinase activity; chitin binding. Gene Ontology annotation, cellular component: extracellular region. NCBI's taxonomy places the organism in Eukaryota, Metazoa, Arthropoda, Insecta, Diptera, Culicidae.
UCUGUCGCCACCGUUCUGCUGGUUCAGUUCAGUUCCGUCCCGAUUGCGGAAAGUGAACACGCGCGCACAGGCUGCAAGUUCUUGGCAAGUUGUUCUGAAAAAAAAAACAGUGCAAGUUAGUGCAACCUGUUUCCUCCGUGUGUUGGUGUGAGGGAGUUUUUCAUCUUAGACCGAGUGAUUUUGAAUUUCUCCCCGAUUCUGGAACGUGUGGAACGCACGCAAACCACCGUCAGCAAUGAAGGUUGCCGCGGUAGCUGGAUUGCUGCUGAUCAGCGUUGCUAGCAUUAACGCCGCUACCGAUAAGGUGUUCUGCUUCUUCGACAACAAGGCCACGUACCGCGUGGGCGAUGGUAAGGUGUUGAUCGAGGACAUCAAUCCCAACCUCUGCACACACAUCGUCUACAGCUCAAUCACGCUCACGUCCACCGGCAGCAUCAAGCUGCUCGACAGCUAUGCCGACGUCACGAAUGGCGGGUUUGCACGCUUCAAAAGCGUCUGCCAGCGUGCUCCCGCCGUCAAGUGCAUGAUCGGGCUGAACAGUCUCCAGUCCGGCUCGAGCCCAUUUUCCACCCUCAUGAACAACACCAUCACCCGACAGGCGGCCGUCUCCUCGAUCAUGAGCUUCCUCAUCAAGCAGUACCAGUUCGAUGGGCUCGACUUUUACUGGCAGUAUCCCGUGCUGAAAGGUGGCAAUCCCGAGGACCGGUUCAACUUUGUCACCUUCAUCUCGGAACUGUCCGCCAAUCUGCACAUGUACGGGCUGCUGCUAACGCUCAGUGUUGCACCGACGAGCGACUUCUUCAUGGGCAGCUACAACGUGCCGAGUUUGGUGCGGUACGUCGACUACUUCAACGUGAUGGCGUUCAAUAUGCACCACUACUGGGAUGGCAAGACGGGCCAUCAAAGUGCGCUGUACGCUAGCGGCAAGGAAACGUCCCUCUAUGAAGCACAGCUCAAUGUGGACGCCGUCAUUACCGGGUGGAUCGCGGAAGGAGCACCAGCCUCGAAGCUCAUCCUGGGAGUUACUCCGACGGCGAACAUUAUGAAGCUGUACGCAGCGACCGAUAGCGGCAUCGGUGCACGAACGGCUGGCCGGGGUGAUAUGGGCCAGUACACAACGACCGAGGGCAUCAUGUCCUACCCCGAGCUGUGUCUGGAGCGAGCGAAAGCAGGAUGGGAGACGGUGCUCGAUCGGACGCAGGAAUCGUUCUACGCCACCAACAAAUUCUCGUGGGCCACCUACGAAGAGGUACAGACGGUGCAGCUGAAGGGUGCGUACAUUAUAACGCGCGGACUGGCGGGCAUGGCGCUGUACGAUAUGGAGAACGAUGAUGUAAAGAAUCUCUGCGGGAAGGGCUUUUAUCCACUGCUGAGAGGUGUUAAUACGGGACUGGGACGAAGGAUCCCGGAUGGUGAAUCUUCCGGCACGACGACCACUGCGAAGGCAACAACGACUACCACUACGGCGACCACCAAAGCACCAACGACAACAACAACAACUAAAGCAACCACUACGACGACCACCAGAGCACCAACGACCACAACUUCAACAACGAGAGCUACGACGACAACCACUACUUCGCCGCCUGUUCUGCCAACAACAUGUCCUAGGAAUGGAUACGUUCGUGAUCCAACCAACUGCAGCGUCUACUAUCGAUGCAUUCCGAAUGGAUCGUUCUUUACCAGCUGGAAAUACACCUGCUUGAACGGGCUGUACUUCAAUAUUGCCACAAGCACCUGCGAUUAUCCGAAUCGUGUGGCGUGCUAGGGGCAACUGUGUGAAUAAGUGAACACGGCACCAUUGAGGUUCUAGUUCACCUUAGUGAUAUCUUUACACUGGUGUUGGUUAACGUUAACUUAAGAUCUUUAUAUUUCCAGCAAAAAAGAAAAAAACCACAUCAACCUUAAGAACGACUUGAGCGGUUGAGGUUUGCGCACAGUUUUUCCAGGUAAACUCCAAGGAGAAGUAAAAACAAAUUCAUUUGCA